AUGAAAUCUCCUGCCCUGUGGAUGGCCAUCGGUGCGAUUCUACUCCUCGGCGGAAGUGUGAACGCAUGGGGUGGACUAUUCAAUAGGUUCUCGCCGGAAAUGCUAGCAAACAUGGGCUACGGUAGCCACGGAGGCUCUUAUCGACCGCAAUCGUUCCUCCAGAACGAGAUCCUCGAUGAAGAAAAGCAGAGCCCACGCUACGAACCGGACGAGUGCUAUCCUCGAGCGUGCUCCGCCAACGAGUACUGCUGCCCAGGAUUUAUCUGUAUAAUCAUAGACAACGUUUCACCUUUUUCAGUGAAUGGCGCGUGCAUGCCGAUGUACGGGCGCAAGUACGGGGAGCUGUGUAGGCACGAUUCCGACUGCGAAUCCGGGCUGGUGUGCGACAUUUCCGCCCUAAGCGGGACCAACGUGUGCCGACCACCAUCCAUCGUGGCGAAGCAGUACGGGGAAGAUUGCAUCACUUCCAGCGACUGUGAUAUUACACGGGGAUUGUGCUGUCAGGUGCAGAGAAGACAUCGGCAAGUGCCUCGCAAGGUUUGCUCGUACUUCAAAGACCCACUGCUCUGCGUCGGAACGGUUGCCGCCGAUCAGGUGAAGCACCAGAUCGAGCAUACGGCCGGCGAGAAGCGCAUCAUCUACAGUAAGCACUAAACGUAUCAGAACACAAAGCAUGCGAACUCCGGACCCGGAAAAACCCCGGAAGGAAAUGGGCGGUGGGAGGGGAGGGGGGGAGUUAUCGCGUAAUCUCUGGAAUAGCUAAUAAAGAUCCUUCCAACACAUCCCACGCACCACGUACGCAUGCUGAAAGCGUGCAGAAAGUGAUCCACUCUCUUGUGUUGUAGCGAUUAGUGAUUGGUUUUGCGUUAGGUUUGGUGAAAAAACCACCGCAUCAGGACUGAUUUUCCCCUAAUGAAAGCAAAAAAAAACAAAAAGAAAUGAAGCAACAUAACGACAUAACUGAAGCUGAAAAUUAACCAUGCACUGGAAUCGAGUUAUCGGUUUGCCGGUGGGAGGUGGGAGAAAAUUAAUCAAACAAUAUCAACUGAACUGUAGCAAGCCGAACGAUGUGAGGGUGCAUUAAGUAAGUAGCGAUGAGCAGGAGGAACGAGAGAAAAGUACCUACAUGCGAGGGAAAUGAAACAACAUUCAAACACAUAUCCAGCAGCAAGCAAGCCAGCUAGUGCAUUUCAGACGAAAUCUAUCGGAACGAAUACAUAUCAAUGCGCACUUCAAAGGGCAAUUUUACAAUUUUAUCGUAUAACAUUUUCCGCUCCCCGUUCUGGCGAGCCGGACGGGAAAGCAGAGCACAUCAAUGGCAUGAGUUACACGAUUAGUUAGUAUCAAUACGCACCUUUCGGCUCUUGUAAAAGCUAUCCAAACCUCUGGCUCUCUCCGACGGAGACAACUGAAUGAAAGCGAUGGUUAAGGAUUGUGCAAGUUCUGCCAUUGCGGGUUGAAAAAGCAACUAAGCCGGAAGGGUGGUUAACGAAAAUAUAUCACAUGUUUUUAUCAAUCUUUCAACGUUCCACUGUGAUUUGGCGCCGAGUGUACAGUCCACACAAGUUACGUAACGUAAAUGUAAUCUUCUCUUCUCUUCUCGAUAGUCCGCUAGCCACACACUUUUGCUCGUGGCGUAUUUGCAGCUGUGUCAUGCUCCAUUCGUCCUAGUUGUUCAAACCCGUUGGCUUGUAUGAUAGCGCUUGAGAGGUGAUAUCGCGAAGGGAAAGAAAAAGUGGAAAAAAAAAACAAACCAAAAAUACACAACCAGGAAGCUAGCUUCACCGUUUUCGUCCAUUACAACAAACAAUUACUACCAAUGCAUAAUAUUGAUUGAAAACAAUACAAUAACAUAACCUUGCUGAUAUAAUCGGUUCUUAUGCAAACAAUACAUAUCGUUAUACAUGAAUAUAAAUAUAUAUAUAUAAAUAUAUACACAUACAUAUAUACAUACUAUUACAAAACGUUAUAUCAUGGAAAAGAGUAUCAGCUAAGAAGUCAAAUCCAAAACGUUGCAAACAAUCCGCUCUAGUUUAAGAAAGUUGAGGGAAUGAACAGACAAAAAAACCGCUGGUAGUAGUGUUGUAAGUUGGUAGAAGUGAAUGAAAAACUUACUCCCAGGAAAAAAAGCAGAAAAAAAGAACAAAAUAAAGGAAAACUAUUUGAGAAAAAAAAACACACAACACCUUUACAUAAAUUCAUACUGGCUGAGGCAUUUUGAACUUUUAAUCUUCUACACAUACACAC
Messenger RNA from Anopheles nili, 2247 nucleotides. Its product is annotated as prohormone-3. The coding region runs from base 1 to 654 and encodes 217 amino acids. The transcript has 6 exons. The record is from RefSeq and is a predicted model, not a curated record. NCBI's taxonomy places the organism in Eukaryota, Metazoa, Arthropoda, Insecta, Diptera, Culicidae.